AUGCGGAGCUUAUGUAUGAUCUUUGCGCGCCGCCGGCCGACACCAUCUCAGCCCAUCCCUACCACCACUGAACCAGUCACCCGCCCGAUAAGGACGAGUCUGUUGGAUCCCCCGAAGCUCAUCAAAAUGAACCAGCAACUGGUUUCGCCGAUAUCUACGGCCAUCGGAUCGGCCAUUGGAACUGGGUUGAUGGUCGGAACGGGAGAGAGCUUUGUCCAUGAGCGGACCAUAAUUAUCUCAUAUACCAUCGUCGGAUUCGCCGUUUUUCUUGUUCUCUCUGCAUUGGGCGAGGUCGCUUCAUGGCUGCCGAAGCCAUAUACAGUAGCCGACCAGGCUGUUCGAUUCUGUGAUCCAGCUCUUGGGUUCAGCUUGGGCUGGAUCUUUUGGUUGAAAUACGCUCUCGUUACGCCAAAUCAGCUGACUGCUGCGGCACUUGUCGUCUCUUACUGGGUCGAUGCUGAACGAGUCAAUCCUGGAGCGUGGAUUACGAUCUUUCUCUCUAUUAUCGUGACAACGAACUGUAUCAGCCACAAGUUUCCCAGUCGGAUUGAGUUCUAUGUCUCCUCGUUCAAACUGGUAGUCAUGAUUGGACUCAUGAUCCUGUCUACGGUUAUUGCGCUGGGUGGAGGGCCAGAUCACGACCGCAGAGGGUUUCGGUAUUGGUCGAAUCCUGGUCCCUUUGGCUCUCAUCACCAUCAUCCGCAUGGUUUGCUUGAAAAGUUCUAUAUCACUUGUUCGACUAUGUCUUCGGCUACGUUUGCGUACAUUGGCAGUGAGAGAUCGGGUAUCUGUCACUUUCCGAAUGUUCAAAAGGCCACAUCGCGGGCGAUUAAAAAUACCUUUUACCGGAUCAUGGUGUUCCAUCUUCUCGCAAUCACCCUUCUCGGGAUGAUUGUUCCGCAAGACUCGGUGUCCGUGGCUUUCAACAGCGAAGCCAAUCAUGAAGCUGCGGCGUCGGCUUUCGUCGCUGCUCUAUAUUUGGCUGGGAUUUCGGUGCUGCCUGAUUUGCUAAAUGCAUGUAUUUUGUUAUUCGUUUUGUCUAUUGCUGACUACGAUCUUUACUUGGCUACCAAAGCGAUGUGCGAUCUGUCACUUAAGCGCCGUGCUCCUGCAUUCCUAUCACGUACCAACAGUCGCGGCGUUCCGAUCUACUCAUUAGGAGUGUGUUCUUCAAUGGCAACGCUUGCUUAUCUCAAUGUCCGCCAGGACUCGACCGUCGUGUUCGGAUAUUUCGUAGACAUGGUCACCAUGCUUGGCCUUCUGACAUGGAUUUCGAUCUUGAUUACCCACAUAUCAUUCGUGCGUGCCCGAAGGGCCCAAGGAAUUCCUGAUAAGGAUCUUGCUUUCAGAGCUCGCUUUGGUCUACCGGGUACUUGUCUAGCUCUCGUCUUGUGCCUUUUCAUUGCUGUCACCAUCGUCAUUGAUGCCUUCAGCUACGAGGCCGGUGCCCGAAAAUUUGAUGUCGGGUCAUUCAUUGCAUCCUACAUCAGCAUUCCUUUCUAUAUCAUGCUGCUUAUCGGUUAUAAGGUGGCUGUUGUCAACAGUAAGCGUGUUCUCCCCAUGGAAGCUGAUCUGUGGACCGACAAGAACGAGCCUGAACAUGAGGGCGAAGGGAAUUGA
This is a messenger RNA of Penicillium nucicola, 1620 nucleotides long. RefSeq names its product putative amino acid permease. Bases 1 to 1620 code for a protein of 539 amino acids. The record is from RefSeq and is a predicted model, not a curated record. Gene Ontology annotation, biological process: amino acid transmembrane transport. Gene Ontology annotation, cellular component: membrane. Lineage: Eukaryota; Fungi; Ascomycota; Eurotiomycetes; Eurotiales; Aspergillaceae. The transcript is spliced from 5 exons. Gene Ontology annotation, molecular function: amino acid transmembrane transporter activity.